CACACACCUGACCCCGCCCACCCGGACAGCCCUGCCUGCAGCAGCGAGCACACUCCGUGAACUUCCCUCAGUCGGUCCGGAGCGGAGUUCGGUCAGGACGGAAGGGAAGAAAAAGAAGUGAUAGGUGGCACCAUGACGCUCCUCCUGCUCCUGAUGACGAUGAUGAUGAUGAAGACAUCUGGCAGCAGCAUAAUGACAGAAAGGUUUUCUGACAGAGGAAUCAGAAUCAGACGCUAUGCCAUCAACCCCCUGGGACACAAGUGGACUCACCACAACAUCACAUACAGGAUCAUCAAAUUCCCCAACACUCUGAACAAGGAGGACACUCGGAAGGCCAUUAGCAUCGCCUUCACCAAGUGGAGCGAUGUGUCGCCGUUGACCUUCAUCGAGGUUACUGAUGGCAACGCCACUGCUGACAUCACCAUCGGUUUCUACACCUUCAAUCACACCGACUGCUGGUGGUCUCCUCUUCACCCGUGCUUUGACGGCCUGAAUGGGGAACUGGCUCACGCCUUCCUUCCGCCACGAGGAGAGAUCCAUUUUGACAACCACGAGUUCUGGAUCCUUGGGAAGUCCAGGUUCAGCUGGAAACAAGGAGUCUGGCUGAACGACCUGGUCCAGGUGGCAGCUCAUGAGAUUGGUCAUGCUUUGGGUCUGUGGCACUCCAGAGACCCUGAAGCUCUGAUGCAUCCCAACGCCACAUACACCGGACAGAGAAACAUUGCUCAGGAUGAUGUGUGGGGGAUCCAAAGACUCUAUGGAUGCCGAAAUAAGAAGAGAGUCUGUGAUCCAUGGGCUCGACUUGGUUUCUGUGAGCGAAGGAAGAUCUUUAUGAGGAAGAACUGUCCCCAGCGCUGUGACCUCUGCUAUGAGCCCUUGGAUGUGGUUGCCACGCCAACGUCGCCUCCGGCCAACGUAAAGAUCAAGAUGGUUCCUCGAGGGAAGGUGGUGGGUUUUCGCUGUGGGACCAAAAGCCCCCGCUCGCCCCCUAAAGUCAGCUGGUACAAAGAUGGCGAGCAGAUCCUGACCUCCAUCCCUGGUUACAUCGUGAUGAAGGACAGAGACCUCCGCAUCGUCGCAAACGAGUUCAAUGAGGGCAUCUACACCUGCCGGAUCCACCGACGCGGAGACAUUGUAUCUGCCAACUCAUGGGCCAUCCGGCUGAAACCAGAGCAGCCGUCAAACAGCUGAGAACAUCUGCAGGGAUGGACACAGGGACAGCAGAUGCUGGGAGGAUAGGGAGACUUGUCGUGGGACAUAAUAACCCUCAGGAAAAGUCUAUCAGUUUCUAGGGUCAGGUGAUCAGUGAGGUUUCUGAGAUUUGAUGCAGCUUGUGGUGCCAACAGGAUGCCUCAUUCCCAAAUCACUCGUCUGAUGGGGAAACAUAGAUCCAGAAAUCUACAGGCCCUCUGGCAGGUGAAUAGAUCUGAACUUUACUUCACCUCCUCAUAAUCUGUAUUGAUGUCAGGGACAUCAACAGGUUACACAACUUAUUGUUAGUCAGUUUCAUGAAGACCCUGCUGUGCUGUCUAUGACCUACAUGACCUGUUUGAACACAACACUGAAGGCAAUCAGUUCGCUGCUAAACUCCGAGUCCUCUCUGAGAUCCUCUUUUGCUCUCUUGGAUGUUUCUAUGACCUCAGCUUUAUCUGUGAAGUUUUGUUAAUACCUGGGAUUUUUCUGUGCCUCCACCAUUAGUUUCAGCCUUGCUACAGAACAGAAAACACCAUCAUUAUUUUCAUACCUGACCAGGUAUUCUCCUUGGUAUGAAUGAUUCCAGCUCUGAUAAAACUAGCACAACUUUAGUCCUCCAAGCUCAGAUGGGUGUGUCAGUGCUGAGGAGGAGGUAUCAGCAUCAUAUCAGCAAACGAUGGGUUGUUUGGGUCAGGCUGUGUCUUUGUUACUACCAUGAGAGAAUGCAGGUGAAGAGGUCUCUGUGCAGAACCUCAUCCACAACCACCCAAAGCUGUGAAAUAUCGGAGAGCAAACAGAUGUUUUAGAAAUCAUUCAGCUGCGAGGCACUCAGUGGAAAUCCAGCUCAUUUCUAUGUUUUCAUUUACAGUUUAGACUUGACUAGGAUACAGUUUCAGAGCAUUAUUUUCUGAAAUCUCAAUGUAAAAACCAUAAUAAAUAGCUCUAACUGCUAGCAUGCUAAUGUUAGCAACAUUUUGUCACUUGGUAAAAUUAAAUGUUAGCCUUGAUAGCAUUAGCCUGCUAUUAUUGCUCCAAUACUGUCUGUUAGGGUUGGUUUCCUAUGCUAAGUUAAACGUUAGCGCCAGGAUGCUAACAUUGGUUUUGGAAACUUUUUACUUCGUGUUGUUAUUGUGAUUCACUUCUGCAGAGAUUGUUUCCAAAUGUUUUCCCAUGGGGCCAAAAAUGUCACAUCUAAAGUAGAGGGAGUCUCAAAAUAUGUGUUUUUUAGCUGCCCAACAAACUGAACACAAUAUUCUAAUAAAACAAGCAAAGUAGUCUGAUUUCUGUUGAGUCUUUAAAUCAUAGAUCCAAAAUAUAAAAGGGUCUCAGGUUUUCCGGGUCAGUAAUGGAAAAAAGAAAAACAGCAUACAAUGUCCUAAAUUUUUCAGACUGAUUAUUUCAUCUAGAUUUUUUUGUAUGUGUGUAUUUUCAACAUCAGUAACAGGAUAUUGAGCCACGUUUAAUAAAGGAGAGCGUUCAAGUCUG
This is a messenger RNA of Girardinichthys multiradiatus, 2679 nucleotides long. It is a transcript of the gene mmp23bb, whose product is annotated as matrix metallopeptidase 23bb. The record is from RefSeq and is a predicted model, not a curated record. Gene Ontology annotation, molecular function: zinc ion binding; metalloendopeptidase activity. The transcript is spliced from 8 exons. NCBI's taxonomy places the organism in Eukaryota, Metazoa, Chordata, Actinopteri, Cyprinodontiformes, Goodeidae. Gene Ontology annotation, biological process: extracellular matrix organization; collagen catabolic process; proteolysis. The coding region runs from base 133 to 1191 and encodes 352 amino acids. Gene Ontology annotation, cellular component: extracellular matrix.